Molecule: messenger RNA, 1416 nt
Organism: Eubalaena glacialis (North Atlantic right whale)
Lineage: Eukaryota; Metazoa; Chordata; Mammalia; Artiodactyla; Balaenidae
Product: mucin-2-like
Exons: 7
Coding region: 1-1416 (471 amino acids)
Source: RefSeq, a predicted model, not a curated record
AUGAGCUCUCGUACUUCUACAACAGAAACUACUACUCCUACCACCACCACGAUCGCUCCUACUUCUAACACAGAAACUAGUACUACCACCACCAAGAGCGCUCCUACUUCUACCAAGAAACCUACUUCUCCUACAACCACCACGAGUGCUACUACUUCUACCACAGAGCUUGCUACUCCUACCACCACCACGAGAGCACGAAUUUCUACCACAGGCCCUUCUAGUCCUACCACCACCACGAGCGCUCCUACUUCUACCACAGAAACUAUUACUCUUACCACCACCACGAGCCCUCCUACUUAUACCACAGUCCAUGCAACACCUACCACCACCACAAGCGCUCCUACUUCUACCACAGACACUACUAAAAUGACCACCACCACGAGCACUCCUACUUCUACCACAGAAACUACUACUCCUACCACCACCACCAGCAAAACUACUACUCCUACAACCACCACGAGCACCACUACUUCUACCACAUACACUACUACCCCUACCACCAACACGAGAGAACCUACUUGUACCACAGUCCCUGCUACACAUACAACUACCACUAGCGCUCCUACUUCUACCACUGAAACUACUACUCCUACCACCACCACGAAUGCUCCUACUUCUACCACAGAAACUCCUACUCCUACCACCACCACGAGCAGCACUACUUCUACCACAGAUACUACUACUCCUACCACCACCAGAGGAGCACCUACUUGUACCACAGACCUUGCUACAACUACCACUACCACGACAACUACUUCUACCACAGACACUACUAAUCCUACCACUACCACGAGCACAACUACUUCUAUCACAGACACUACUACACCUACCACACCCAUGAGCGAUCCUACUUCUACCACAGACACUACUACUCCUCCUACCACCACGAGCACUCCUACUUCUACCAGAGACCCUACUACUCCUACCACCAACACUAGCACUCCUAUUUCUACCACAGAAUCUACUACUUCUACCACCACGGCAAACCCUGCUACUCCUACCACCACCACGAGUGCACCUACUUCUACCACAGAAACAACUACUCCUACCACCACCACAAGUGCUCCUACUUCUAACACUGAAACUACUACUCCUACCACCACCACGACUAUUACUACCACCACCACGAGUGCUCCUACUUCUACCACAAGAACUACUACUCCUACCACCACCUCGAGCACUCCUACUUCUACCACAGACACUACUACUCCUACGAUGAACACGAACGCUCCUACAUCUACGAAAGAAACGUUCCUACUUCUGCCCCACAACUACUACUCCUAUAACCACCACGAGCGCUUCUACUUCUACCAAAGACACUAUUACUCGUACCACAACCACGAGCGCUCCUACUUCUACCACAGAAACUACUACUCCUUCUACCACGACGAGCGCUCCUACUUUUACCACUGA